Abrus precatorius (Indian licorice) is the source of this 2146-nucleotide messenger RNA. Its product is annotated as F-box/LRR-repeat protein 4-like. Gene Ontology annotation, biological process: SCF-dependent proteasomal ubiquitin-dependent protein catabolic process. Gene Ontology annotation, cellular component: SCF ubiquitin ligase complex. Gene Ontology annotation, molecular function: protein binding. The record is from RefSeq and is a predicted model, not a curated record. The transcript has a single exon. NCBI's taxonomy places the organism in Eukaryota, Viridiplantae, Streptophyta, Magnoliopsida, Fabales, Fabaceae. Bases 123 to 1868 code for a protein of 581 amino acids.
GAAAAGCUGAACAACAACAACUAUACAAUAAAAAUUCAAAACUAGUAGCAGUUUCCAUCUAUAACCCACGAGCCUACAAUUCUGAUAUUUUUGAGGCUCCAAUUCGAUUGCUGAGAAGCACAAUGUCAGAAGAUUUACACUUACCCGAUGAAUGCUGGGAAUUGGUGAUGAAAUUCCUCAUCAUCAACCAUCAUCGUUACUUGGAACCACUCUCUCUCGUUUCCAAGCAAUUCCUCUCCAUCACCAAUCGCCUCCGAUUCUCUCUCAUCAUCUCCCAACCCACACUCCCUUUUCUUCCUCGCCUCCUUCUCAGGUUUCCCUCUCUCACUUCCCUCGACCUCACGCGCUUCCGCGGUGAUCUCCACGCGCCUCUUCGCCAUAUCUCGCGUUCCUCUCUACCCCUCAAAUCGCUCAAUAUCUCACACCACCCUACCAUCCCCGCAAAUGGGUUGCGAGCUUUGGGCAAAAAUGUGAAAAGUUUGAACUCCCUCAUUUGUUCCGACGUGGGUUCUCUCCGAAACGCCGAUUUGAUUCUCAUCGCCGAUUGUUUCCCUUUCCUCGAAGAACUCGACCUUAGUUUCCCCAAAGACGCUGGUUCCAACUACCCUAACAGUUUUGACGGCCCUGUCUCUGAUUUCGGUGUAAAGAUUUUGUCUUUGGGACUUCCCAAGCUUCGUAAGAUUAACCUCUCUGGUAAUUUCUUCAUCAACGACCCGUCACUUAUUAGUCUCUGCAAGAACUGUAAGUUUCUUGAAGAAGUUGUGAUCUUUGAGUGCCAUUUCAUCACCCAAGCUGGGAUUGCCUCAGCGAUUGGCUUGAGGCCUUGCUUGUGUUCUUUGUCAGUUAACAAUUUAGGGUGCGGAACCAAAAAAGGGGAUUUGGCAAGACCUUUUGUUACUUCUGAUUUCAUUGAUUCGUUGGUGAGGUUGAAGAGCUUGACUUGUCUUGAUUUGUCGUGUUCCUCUAUCACCAAUGAGUUGCUUAUCUAUAUUGCUGAUGAAGGUCUUCCUUUGAGGAAGCUUGUUCUUCAGAAUUGUUCCAACUAUAGCUAUCGUGCAAUCUUCCGCUUGUUUGGGAGGUGUCAAUUUGUGCAACACUUGGAUCUUCAAAACGCUGAGUAUCUGAAUGAUCAGCGUGUGGAGGAGUUGUGUUUGGGUUUUGGUAAUUUGAUAUCUAUAAAUGUUAGUGGUUGUAGGAUGCUCACAGAUUCAGCCUUGGUUGCACUUGUCAGGUAUUGUCCUUUGCUUGAUGAGAUCAAAAUGGAGGCAACGGGUGUUGGGAGAAAGGGAAUAGAGGUUUCUUCGAUGGGUGUUGUUGUGAACUCUAAAGUGAAGUCUCUCCAUUUGGCUCGCAAUUCAUGUUUGAAAGAUGGAAGCAUCGAAAUGUUUGCUUCCAUUUGCCCCAAUUUGCAGAUGCUUGACUUGAGCUCUUGUCGUGGCAUAUCUGAGGGUAUUGUUGAAGUUUUAAGGAGGUGCUGUGGGAUUAGGCAUUUAAACUUAGCCUUCUGUUCUGGAGUGAAGCUAGUUGGGUUGAACUUUGAAGUUCCCAAACUCGAGGAGUUGAACUUGUCACUGUCGAGAAUUGAUGAUGAAGCUCUUUCUGUGAUAUCAAAGUGUUGUCAAGGGCUUCUGCACCUGCACUUGGAAAAUUGCUCUCAUGUAACAGCCAAGGGAGUGAGGCAAGUGGUAGAGAUCUGCACACAAUUGAGAGAGAUAAAUUUGAGGUCUUGUGAUAAAGUGGAUGCUAGUGUUGUUGCUUGGAUGGUAUUUUCAAGGCCAUCACUGAGAAAGAUAAUGGCUCCUCCUAGUUAUGAUCGUAGUGAAAGCCAGAAGCGAUUCCUCUUGCGUCAUGGAUGCAUGGUUUGCUAGUGUGCAAUCUUCGAGGUUCUGGCAGUGCUAUGAAGUCUGAAAUGUAGUCUGUUUUUUGUUUCCUUUGGUUGUUUCUCUAAGAAAUGAAAUUGGAAAAAUACUACCAAUUUACAUGUAGUGUAUUUGACUAUAUUUGCUUUUAAGUUUGUGCAUAAUUGCCAAUGUAAUUGCUUAACUUAAAUAACACACGUUGUAAGCAGUUGGACUUGGUUGUCAUAUGUUGUUCAGAACUGUAUUUUUUUGCCUUGCUACUACGCUUUGAAUAUAAUUACUCGCAU